Rotaria sordida is the source of this 2496-nucleotide messenger RNA. Lineage: Eukaryota; Metazoa; Rotifera; Eurotatoria; Philodinida; Philodinidae. The record is from the annotation of a GenBank genome assembly.
AUGUCACUUCGAACAACAAAAAAAAAACGUUCAACAACAAAUCAGAGUCGUCAACAACGACGACCACAAUCAGCAAGUAAUCUAUUAGAACAUGGUCAUGUUAUUAAUUUAAAUUCUAAUCAAUGGCUUUUACCAGAAACAAAAGAAUAUUUAAAAAUAAAUGAUAAUAAAGAAAAAGUAAUAUCGGAAACAGAAGAUCAACAUGAAGUAGAAGUUGUACCAACUAAAACAAAAUCAAUCCGAACUCCUUAUAAUGAAGUUAUAUCAUAUUUAAAAAAGAAUAGUUUAGUUGCAAAAGGUUUAACAAUCUUUGAUGUACUUUAUCCAACAUCAUUAACAGUAAGAGAUCCACAUCAUAUUCAAGUUAUAGAUCGUUAUGUUCUUGCUAAAGUUUGGGAUGAUAUAUUACCAUUAACAUAUGGAUCAUAUGUUGGUAAAUUACGGUUAGUAAAUCAUUAUGCUGUUGAUUUAGAAAAAUAUGAAAUUAAAUUAAAAGAACUUAUUACUAAUUAUUAUCAAUUUAUUUCAAAUUUUAUUUGGAAACAUAUAGAUGAAGAUAAUAAACGAAAACUUGGUCCAUAUCUUCACUGGACUAGUUUAUCAAAAGACGAACAAAAUAAAAUUACUGAAGAGAUAAAUAAAGAAGAAUAUACCAGUCAAAGUACAUUGGAAAAUUUUGCUUGGCGAAAGUUGACCGAUCAAGAACAGAAUGCUCUAUUACAAAAACCUGUGGUUUAUGAAGAUAAAAAUCAAACUUUAUUGAAAAAUAUAUUAAAAGAAGCUGAAGCUGAAUCAGCAUUAAAAGGAUUGGCUCGUAUGGAUGUCGAAAUUCAUCGUGCUAUUAAAUUCUUACAAAUAUCAACUGAUUUACGUCAAUUACAAAAACGAGCUGAUGUGGAUUCAAAAUCAAAAGUAGAACAAAAACCAAAAAUAAAAAGAACAUUAUCAGCAGAUCGAAAUUUUCAUCAACGUGUCAUUUGUCGUUUUGAUGCUGAUGGAUUUUUUCAUCCUGGAACUUUACAAAAAAAUCAAAAUGGUCAAUCAAUAGUUCAUUUUGAUAUGGGUAUAGAACAAGAAGCAAUUGGACAUAUUCUUUUACCAACAAAUGGUGCAAUUGCUCAACCAAAUUUAUUUAUAAAUGAUCGUGUUCUUGUCCGUCAAAAGAAUGAAAAUGAAGAGUUUUGGGCACCUGGUAUUGUAAUGGUUCUACCAUCACCAGUUGCUCAACCACCUCCUUUAUAUAUGAUAGAAAUAUAUACUCCAUCUGCACAUCAAGUUCAUGUAUAUCGUCGUAAUAUACUUAAAAUAAGUUUAGGCCUUUUUCAACGAACUCUUUUAUAUCUUCAAAGUCUUAAUCGUAAACAUGGACCAAUCGAUGGAAAUACUAAUGGAUCAUCAAAGAAUCCUUCUUUACAAGAUACUCUUCGUAAAGAACUUGAACCAUUAAAUACUAAAGUAGAACAACUUCAUCAAUCACAUAAGAAACGUUGUAAAGAACUUAAAACGGCACUCGAAUUGCAAAUGGAUGUAAUUAAACAUUUACAAGAAAGAACACCAAAACCAAAAGUUAGAUUCGAAUCGUCUCAAACAGCUGAAAUAUCAUUAAAACCAAUAGUAAAUAAACCUGAUUCGCCAAUACCAACACCAACUCCUAAGUCACCAAUACCACCAGAUUCUGAGUCAUCAACAUCAUCAGAAGAUAUUAUUCAACCAAAUACACAUGUCUAUGCUCUAUGGCGUGAUGAUGAUAGCCUUUUUUAUGAGGGUAUUGUAUUAAACAAACAAGGCGAUUCAAAUUGUUAUACUGUCCAACGAUGUGGUUUCCCUCGUAUUGAAAGCAUUAUUUCACGUGAAGAAAUAUUUCUAGAAUCGAAACGUCAACGUUUAAAAACGUUACCUCCUAAAUCAUGCGUUCUUAUUCAAUAUCCAAAACAUUUUCCAUAUUGUUGGAAGCCUGCCGUAAUACGUGAUUCUGAUAAUGAAACAACGAAAACACAUGUUCGUUUUUAUGAUUGUAUGGAUAGAGAAAUAUCAAAUAAUGAAAAUGUAAUAAAAAUUGAUGAAAAAGAUUUUGAAAAUUAUUCAACACGUCGUAUUAAAUUCGAAAUAAGUCUUCUUGAUAAAGUUAUUGUUGGUUUCAAUCCCAAGGAAAAAGUAUUUAUGUUAGGCACAAUUAUUGAACGUGUUGGAUAUGGUCAUACAUAUAUUAUUCGAUGGUGUGAUGAAUCAGAAAGUCAAGAAGAAGAAGAAUAUUUAUUUGGAGCAUUUACAAGAUCCAUACAACAUGAACUAAAUGAUUCGGUUUUAGCUUUGGAUAAUGAUCAAUAUAUUUAUAAAUUAGCAAAAGUUAUAAGUAUUUCUGAUGAUAAAAAAACAUUAACUAUUCGUUUUACUGAUCCUAAAGAAAAUAAUAGAGAAGUUGAUGUACCAUCUACUACUGCAUUUGUAACCACUGUAUCACAUUAUAACAAUAUUAUCGAGAAACCAAAUGCUUGA